AUUUUGUGAAUAUUCAACACCAUUUCAGUCAUUUACUAGUCUCGCGAUCUCCGUCCCUUCCCUGUUGCCUUGUUCAGUUGUUCUCCACCACUGUGUGCUGUGUUCUGUUAACCCUAGAAACUCCAUUUUCUCUUUCACAAGAACCUAAAAUGGCGGUUUCAUAUGCGUCUCUGUUGAAUAUUAGCUCAGUUUCUGUUCCCCAAACCAAAACGUCACCAUGCUCCAUUCGUGCUCUCUCUUCUGCCAGGCCUGGGAAAUGUGCGUUAUCUUCCUCGAGCGUUAUCUCCUGUCCGUUGCGCCUCUCAUCUUCGUUUUCAAGCCCCACUCUUGUGAGAAAUAGUUGCGCUCUGUUUACCCCGGUUAGAGCCAUGGCAGAGGAAGGUGCAUUACAAUCCAAAGUGACUCACAAAGUUUAUUUUGAUAUAAGUGUUGGAGAACCUGUAGGAAAGCUUGCUGGGAGAAUUGUUAUUGGAUUAUAUGGUGAUGAUGUGCCGCAGACUGCAGAGAAUUUCCGUGCUCUGUGCACAGGAGAGAAGGGAUUUGGCUACAAAGGAUCCGCAUUCCACCGUGUUAUUAAGGAUUUUAUGAUUCAAGGAGGAGAUUUUGAUAAAGGAAAUGUAAGAUGUCUGUUAACAAACUAUUUCUGCCUCACUUGUUCUCACUUUCACUUCAUGCCAUUUUUUCUCUUUCCUUUUGAAUGUAUAGAAGUCACGUUAAAGAUGAUUAUGAGUGGAGGAUUUUUAUUCUUUUACUCUAAGUUCUUCAUAGUAUCAAGUGAAAUGCAUUUGAUAUUUGCAGUGGCUCAUACUGGACCUGGAGUUCUUAGCAUGGCAAAUGCAGGCCCUGAUACCAAUGGAAGCCAAUUUUUCAUUUGCACUGUUAAGACACCAUGGCUGGACCAGAGGCAUGUGGUGUUCGGACAAGUUCUGGAGGGCAUGGAUGUUGUUAAGCUGGUUGAGUCACAGGAGACAGACAGAGGUGAUCGUCCUAGAAAGAGGGUUGUCAUAAGUGAUUGUGGUGAACUUCCAGUGGUUUAAGGUGGGAAUAGCAGGUUUCUAAUAUUCUCGGUGUAGGGAUUUUCAUUUGCCCUUCAAAUUAUUAUGGGCUUGCUCCUGAUAUAGAGGCUGUCUAUGUCGUGAGGCUUUGUUCGGCAAGUUUCUUGUAGUUUCUGUAUUUCGAGAGAUGUCUUAAAGCGAGCUACAACUAGUGUUUGUACUUUUAUGGCGAUGCUCUUUAGCAUGCACAUAAUAAGAUGGCAAUGGGUAUUCAUACGUUUUUGCUAA
Molecule: messenger RNA, 1283 nt
Organism: Olea europaea var. sylvestris
Lineage: Eukaryota; Viridiplantae; Streptophyta; Magnoliopsida; Lamiales; Oleaceae
Product: photosynthetic NDH subunit of lumenal location 5, chloroplastic-like
Exons: 7
Coding region: 150-1037 (295 amino acids)
Biological process (GO): protein folding; protein peptidyl-prolyl isomerization
Molecular function (GO): peptidyl-prolyl cis-trans isomerase activity
Source: RefSeq, a predicted model, not a curated record